This is a messenger RNA of Quercus lobata, 1630 nucleotides long. Its product is annotated as probable serine/threonine-protein kinase PBL18. The coding region runs from base 210 to 1388 and encodes 392 amino acids. NCBI's taxonomy places the organism in Eukaryota, Viridiplantae, Streptophyta, Magnoliopsida, Fagales, Fagaceae. Gene Ontology annotation, biological process: protein phosphorylation. The transcript is spliced from 6 exons. The record is from RefSeq and is a predicted model, not a curated record. Gene Ontology annotation, molecular function: ATP binding; protein kinase activity.
ACAAAAAAAAACUAGUGGAAAAACGAUACAAUAUUUCUUCAGUUUGACUAAGCUGAGCUGCUUGAGCUGCCUGCUCGUAAUUAUGUACUGCCACUUUCAAAUGGAAGACCUCGCAUCUUCUUCUUUGACAUUUCCUUCUUCUCCCAACUCCUCUUAUUGCUUUCUCCACCCCCUUCCACUACCACCCACACCCAUUUCUCUUCAACUCGAUGAUGGGAAACUGCUUCAGAAAACCCGUCAAGUGUGCUCAUGCUUCUUCUACCAAUUUUCAUGGAGGUGCAAUUACAAAGCCUCCAUGUAAGACAAUGGAGGAAUUGACCAGUUCUACUGAGCAAACACCUUUUCAUUCUUUGAACACAUCUUCUACAACAUCCAAGUCUGAUAUAUCUCUUUCCAACAAUGUCAAGUCCUUUAACUUCAAUGAUCUCAAGAAUGCCACAAAGAAUUUCCGCCCAGAAAGUUUAAUCGGAGAGGGAGGGUUCGGGUGUGUCUUCAAAGGAUGGAUUGAUGCAAACACAUUAGCUCCCACUAGACCAGGAAGUGGAAUAGUGGUGGCAGUAAAGAAACUGAAGCCAGAAAGCUUUCAGGGCCACAGGGAAUGGCUUGCAGAAGUUAAUUAUCUAGGCCAGCUUCACCAUGAAAAUCUCGUUAAACUCAUUGGUUAUUGUUCAGAGUCUGAUAACAGACUCCUUGUCUAUGAGUUUAUGCCAAAAGGAAGCUUGGAGAAUCAUUUAUUUAGAAAAGGUGUUCAACCUAUUGCUUGGCCUACACGAAUGAAUAUUGCAAUUGCUGUUGCACGAGGACUAUCAUUCUUGCAUAGCUUAGACGCCAAUGUAAUCUACCGUGAUUUAAAGGCUUCUAACAUUCUACUUGAUUCGGAUUUCAAUGCAAAGCUUUCAGAUUUUGGCUUAGCAAGGGAUGGCCCAACUGGAGAUAAUACUCAUGUUUCAACCCGAGUAGUGGGAACUCGGGGUUAUGCUGCCCCAGAAUAUGUAGCUACAGGUCACCUGACCCCAAAGAGUGAUGUGUAUAGCUUCGGCGUCGUCUUAUUAGAGUUACUAUCAGGAAAACGGGCUAUGGAUGAUGAUAGACCUGGGGCUGCAGAGGAAACCCUGGUGGAUUGGGCGAAGCCAUUUUUGAGUGAGAGCAGACGAGUUUUGAGGAUUAUGGAUACAAGGUUGGGGGGCCAGUACUCCAAAAAAGGAGUCCAAGCUGCAGCUGCACUUGCAUUGAAAUGCCUUCACACAGAUCCCAAGAAUAGGCCUCCCAUGGUUGAUGUGCUAGCCUCGUUGGAACGACUCCAAACAUCAUCACAUGGCCCAAGGACCCCCCAAGGUACGCCAGACCAUCGCAGGGACACGGUCAAGCCAUUGAGGCACUCCCGCUAGACAGCCAUCGAAGUUACAAAACUCAGUAUGACCUUUGUUCCUAGCAUGCAGGUGCAUUUGUUCUUUUGCUACGUAAAACAAUUCUGCAGAAGACUCGUUAUACACAUCUGCAACUUGGGUGUGUCUAGUGUUUCGGUAUCUUCUUGCGACCAAUUAAUUAUUCCUUGUAAAUAAAAUUAUAUUCUUUCUUCUUCUUGUAUUAAGAGAAUAAAUGCGUAAUGAUGAGGAUCAUAGUUUUAAAA